CCAACGACAGCUGUGCAAAGAGAAAAAGGAAGUGCUAAGAAUAAACAAUACUUCAUCAUUUUUAGGCUAGAUGCAGAUCUAGAAUCUAGACACAAAUAGACUACACAUCUCUAGAUUUAGAUUUCUAUAAUCUAUCUUUUCGGAUAUUAAAGAUUUAGAUCUAGAGAUCGAGAUUAAGGCAUCUAGUUUCGUCAGAAAACAGAAUUCUAGAUCUAGACAAUAUUAUAAUAAUUAUAUUUGUAAUAUUUGGUCCAGGCUCAGGCUCAGGUCUACUGAGUCAGAAUACAUUAUUAUUAUACAGGAAUACAGUCAGAUCGAGUGACACUGAGUGACUGACAGUAGACUAGUGAGUCUAGUGACAGUGUAACAGUCUUGAGUCUACUGAGAGACAGUGUGACUCAAACUCUAAAAAUGUCGGAGUCUUAUGAAUUUCUAUUCAAGUUUUUAGUCAUUGGAAGUGCAGGUGCUGGAAAGUCUUGCAUUCUUCAUCAGUUUAUUGAAAACAAAUUUAAACAAGACUCCAACCAUACUAUAGGUGUAGAGUUUGGCAGUAAAGUUGUGAAUGUUGGUGGUAAGGCAGUUAAACUACAGAUCUGGGACACUGCAGGACAAGAGAGGUUCAGAUCAGUCACCAGAAGCUACUACAGAGGUGCUGCCGGGGCCUUGUUGGUCUAUGACAUCACCAGCCGUGAAACCUACAAUGCCUUGACCAAUUGGCUCACUGAUGCCAGAACUUUGGCUAGUCCAAAUAUUGUUAUUGUACUUGUGGGUAACAAGAAAGAUCUUGAAGCAGAACGAGAAGUUACAUUUAUGGAGGCCAGUAGAUUUGCUCAGGAAAAUGAGUUAAUGUUUUUAGAAACAAGUGCUCUAACUGGAGAAAAUGUGGAAGAAACAUUUUUAAAAUGUGCAAGAUCUAUUCUUACUAAAAUAGAAUCAGGUGAGCUGGAUCCAGAAAGGAUGGGCUCAGGCAUCCAGUAUGGUGAUGCACUUCGUAGAAUGCACAGACAAGAAAAAUUACAGCCACGAACCAGUCGACCUGACUGUGCUUGUUAGAGACUUUGGGACAGGAAUUUUGUCUGUGGAUGUGUGGGCAAGAGAACCAGAAGCUCAGACAUUAUUUUUGUUGGUUUUUUUUUUUGUACCCAAAGCAGUUUUGCAAACGAAAUUCUAUGUUUGUUAACAGCAUUUCAAACAAUGUGAUGGGAAUUGGCAAUUUUUUUUUUUAGCAAGUUCAAUUGAAGAGGUAUGUUAUAAGUUGAGUAGAAUCUUAGAGCACGUAUUUUGUGUUGUAUAUGUUAAUUCACAGUAAAUCAAGAAGCUAGUUGUAACCUUGGUAGAGCUAGGUGGACUGUCAUGGGUCUCCAUUCCAGUUUUUUCAAUCUGAAGUGUAUGAUGUACCUUGUCAUUUUGUGUUGAUGAUUUCAAACAACUCUUUGUUAACUUCUACUAUGUUUCUACUCAUGUUGUAAUGUACCUCUUGGGUUUAAUUGGACUUGCUCUACGCCAGAGAUUGAUCUGUUUCAUUUGUGAUUUUGUUGCCUGAUUUGAUUUAACCUUAAGAUGUCAAUCAUGUAUUUGUAUUUUAAAUAUUUCAUUGAAACAUUUGAUUUAAUAUGAUAAACCAGAUAAAUACACAAUAUAUUUUGUUACACAAUGAAUUUCUAGAUACAGCUAUGGGCAGAGUACAGCUUAGUUCUUCAUUAUGUAUAUGUGCAUGUUUUUUUUUUCAGAACUUAUGUUGCCAUUAUAUUUUUGUUAAUACUUUGUAUAAAACAGAAACAGUAUCAGUUACGUAAUAUUUGUGCCUUUCAAAUUUCUUAAGGAAUUCUAACAAACCAAAAUGAUGUUCUUAUCUAGAUCUAAAUAAAUCAAUUUUAAUACUUUCACAUAUUUUCAGGACUUUAUAUAUGAAGGACAACUAAAAGACUAUCUUGCUUAUUUAUCUGUUUGCUUAAUAUAUACUUCCAUUGCCAUUGUGUAGCUGGAAAACAUUAAUGGCUAUUUUCUUAUUGAAUCAUCUCUCUUGUAAUCUCAAAUUAUAUCAUUGUAUUAUAUACAUGCAGUCAUUCUUUUUGUUUUAUUUUUUAGAGGGAGGGGGAUAACCAUAAUUAGAAGUUAUUGCUCCUCCAAAAAAUAAUGAGUAAGAUCUUUAAUAACCAACAAGAAAUAUUUGCAUUCAAUAAGUAUUAGUCAGGAAAUAAACUAUUAGAAUAUAUAUAUUUUUAUUUAAGUAGCAUUUUUAAUUUAAAUUGGCGCCUAUGCCUAAAGGGUAAAUUGUGUGUGUAUGUAUGUUUCUAAAAGGUUAACUUAUAGAAAUCACUGAGUUGUCACAUGACCUUUUAUUAUGGAACAAUUUCAGGUCAAAUGUCUAGCUCAACAAUCUAAAGAAUUUGUUUAACUUUGGUAUCAGAACUAUUUGAAGAUGUGAAUAAUGAAAAUAUGGAGAUGAAAAUCAAAUAAUAUAUGGACAUUUUGUUGUUUUGUUGUUGUUUUUUUUUUGUACAUUUUUUUUUAAAUUAUUAUUUUUAGUACUUUAAAAUUAGCUGCUGUACCAUGAAAACCUCCAUAACACCAGUUCAGUUGUUCUGUUAAUGGUGUCUGUACCAAGCCAGUCGUUCUGUUAAUGGUGUCUGUACCAAGACAGUAAUUCUGUUGCUGGUGUUUGUAAAUCCUAGUCUGCCAAAUUUUUGUUAGUAGUACAAAUUUAUCCCAAUUGAACUCCAGAAGGUACCUUUGCACAAAAUAAUUGAGUUCUGUCUUUUUAUUUUGUUUAAAAUGAAAAUCAAGUGAACUAAUAAUUGGCUACAAUUUGUUUUGUACUGAUAGUCAAUAAAGUGUUAUUAUUUGAUGGCUUGAUAAUGAUAUCAUUUGAUCAAACUUUCUUUGCCCUGUUUUUUUUUUUUUUUUAAAGCCACAAGGAAAUUGCAUUUUUUUGUUUGUUUGUGGCCAACAUUUCAUUUCUGAAUAUAAACAUAUUUAAACAUGGUACUGAGAAAAUAAAGCAAAUCAACAUUCCUUUUUUUUAUAUGUGAAUACAUGGGUGGCUUUCUGUAAGCACAGUAGCCUUGAUGGCAUUUGACUGAUGUACUGAUUUGUGUACAAUUUUUGUCUGAGAUUUCUUUGGGGCAAAUUUUUUUAAAGUGCUUAUCAAAACAAAUACUGGUACUACUGAUUGAAAGAUUUCUGCCUAUGUACCAGGGUAUUCUGUUUACUAUAUGGUAUGUCAACAGUCCUAUGGGCUGGGCAGAUAUUGUACAAUGCAUUCAACUUUUAAUAUUACCACUAAAUUGAUUAAUAAAGAAUGAGCACUGCCUAUACUUAAAAGAGUUUAAAAAAAAAAAUGCCAGCAUUUGUAAUGGGACCUUAGUGGCAUUUGUGUAAACGUAAGUCACUUCACCAUAUUACUAAUACAUGUGUCAUUAAUUGUCAGUUCUUUUGCAUUUAAAGAAAAUGAUAGAAUUACUUCAACAUCUCAUCAUAGACAUGUUUUAGUGUAGAAAAACAAAUUAGAAAAGAUUUCCAAUUACAAAAUUAUAUGUAUCUAUGCUUUUUAUGUAUGUACAUGUCCCAUUACUCCUAGCUGAAUUAGUGAAUAACAUGUAGUUAAUAUAAAUUUGGAAAAAAUAUAUAUAUUUAAAAUAUUUUGAGCAUUCCACUUGACAUUUAUUUGCAUUUGAAACACUAUGAAACUCACUGACACAAAAUGUGAUUGUUGAACUUCCUUGAUGACUUUAGUUAGAUCUAUAUGUAUCUUGCUGUAGAGCAGUUGUGAGAGGCCAUGUUGUAUGAAGAACACAAGAGACUAAAGCUGUAUAUAGAAUCAAUGUUUUUAUGUGUUCUAGCAACAUGGAUUUAUUUAAUAAAUGUACAAUUUUUACAAUCAA
This is a messenger RNA of Biomphalaria glabrata, 3884 nucleotides long. Its product is annotated as ras-related protein Rab-4B. Gene Ontology annotation, cellular component: endosome. Gene Ontology annotation, molecular function: GTPase activity; GTP binding. NCBI's taxonomy places the organism in Eukaryota, Metazoa, Mollusca, Gastropoda, Planorbidae. Gene Ontology annotation, biological process: regulation of endocytosis; Rab protein signal transduction. The transcript has 7 exons. The record is from RefSeq and is a predicted model, not a curated record. The coding region runs from base 412 to 1053 and encodes 213 amino acids.